Molecule: messenger RNA, 2996 nt
Organism: Zophobas morio
Lineage: Eukaryota; Metazoa; Arthropoda; Insecta; Coleoptera; Tenebrionidae
Product: lysosomal alpha-mannosidase-like
Exons: 9
Coding region: 67-2949 (960 amino acids)
Biological process (GO): mannose metabolic process
Cellular component (GO): lysosome
Molecular function (GO): carbohydrate binding; alpha-mannosidase activity
Source: RefSeq, a predicted model, not a curated record
AAAAAAUUGUUACUAAGUGUUUAUAUCUACCUAUACACUACGAGUUCUAAUUCAGACAAGUAAAAGAUGUGGGUUGCAACAUUGUGCUUUUUCUUGGUGGCAUCGGGCGUUCUGUCAAAGCCUGUGGAUGACGAACCCACUUGUGGUUACGACGCUUGUCCACUCUCAGACCCCGCCACUUUAAACGUGCACGUAGUCCCUCAUUCCCACGACGAUGUCGGUUGGCUCAAAACUUUUGACCAGUACUAUUUUCAAGAUGUCCAAAACGUAAUAAGUUCAGUCAUUGUGGCCCUCAAACUCAACCCAGAACGACGUUUCGUGCAAGUCGAAACCGCCUUCUUCAAGAAAUGGUGGGACCAGCAGAAAGACUCCGUCCGACAAGACGUUAUAAAUCUCGUCAACAAUGGACAGUUCGAAAUCAUCAAUGGCGCCUGGAGCAUGAAUGACGAAGCUGCUGUGAAUUAUCAGUACACGAUAGACCAGUACACGCUCGGACUGCGCUACUUGGAAGAUCGUUUAGGGAAGUGUUCCAGACCGCGAGUUGGUUGGCAAAUCGAUCCGUUUGGUCACAGUCGUGAGCAAGCAUCCAUUUCAGCACAGUUAGGUUUUGACAGUCUUUACUUCGCCCGGUUGGAUUACAGAGAUAAGAUUAACAGACUGAGUAAGAAAUCAGGGGAUCUACUUUGGCGAGGCAGCAGCAGUUUGGGGAAUGCUGCAGAUAUUUUUACUUCCGUGUUGUACAAUCAUUACAGCGCUCCUCCAGGUUUUUGCUUUGAUAUUGUUUGCGAUGACGAUCCUAUUAUUGACGACCCGGAGAGCCCGGACUACAAUUAUCAAAACCGGGUGGAAACUUUUGCCAAUUUUGUUAGAGAACAAGCUUCUAAAUAUCCUACUAACAAUAUUAUAGUGGUUAUGGGUGACGAUUUCAGGUAUCAAGCUGCUUUGAAUUCGUAUAUUAAUACGGAUAGACUCAUUGCGGGUUUUGAUUUGUUCCCGCAGACUUUCCAAGGAAAGACUAUCAAAGUGUUCUAUUCAACACCGUCAUGUUACGCUAAAGCAGUAAAUGACUAUGCUAUAACCAAUGACUACAAUCUAGAAAUCAAAACUGAUGACUUUUUCCCGUAUGCUGAUGGAGUGGGUAACUUGGUUGUAGGAUACUUUACGUCUAGACCUGCCUCGAAACGAUUUGUGCGUGAUGGAAAUAUUCUACUACAAACUGCCAAACAAUUAGCAGCUGCGGUAAACGUGCCCUACGACAACGUCGAAAUUAAUUCUCUGAAGGAAGCUAUGGGCGUUCUCCAACAUCAUGACGCAAUCACUGGGACCGAACUCAUUGACGUCACGCACGACUACCAUCGUCUACUCCAUAAAGGCAUAAGUGACACUUCAGACGCAGUUGACCCCAUUUUGUCAAAUUUGAUUACUGGAAGUGGUGAUAACGACCUACAGUUUAAAUCGUGUCUUUUGGCUAAUGUUAGCUAUUGUCCUGAAACAAAAUCCGAUCAGUUCACCCUUGUCGUUUAUAAUCCACUAAGCAGAGUUGUCUCUAGCCCCAUUAGUGUACCUGUAGAUACCGAAACCUGGAGCAUCGUAGACCCUGAAGGACAAGAAGUAAUUUAUCAAGUGGAACCCACCGUUAUCGAUUUCAGUGAAAUAAUACCCGAGGCUGUGUCGCCAUUCUUCCUAGAAUUUGUAGCUACAGAUCUUCCACCGUUCGGCUACAAAGUUUACACUUUCGCAAAAACAGAAUCCGCAAAAAUAAAAUCAGUGACUGUGGGAAAUGAAGACACUUCUUUUGAAGUCGAUGAAACCACCGGGUUAUUAACAUCUGUAACGAUGAAUGGAGUGACCUUGGAUAUAUCUCAAGACUUCCUAUAUUACACGAGUGGAGGUGGCUCUCAAGCGUAUGUUUUCACUCCGGCUUCGAACGACCCUCAAACAAUCGCUUCCACUGUCACCACUUCAGUUGUGGAAGGCGACAUCUACUCCGCAGUAGUGCAAGAAUUUAGCGACUGGGCACACCAAACCAUCAAAGUUUAUAAACACGACAGCAGCCACAUAGAAUUCGACUACAUAAUAGGACCUCUAGAUAUUAAUGACGGUGGCAAGGAGGUAAUUUCAAGAUUUACCACAUCUUUAAAUACUGAAGGCGCCUUUUACACUGAUUCAAAUGGUCGUGAAACCUUGAAACGAGUUAGGAACUAUCGUCCGGAUUACGAAUACACCGACGAACAACCUGUUUCUGGAAAUUACUACCCAAUCACGUCCAAACUUGCUAUUAAAGAUGAAGACAGCGGUUUGGAGGUGGCUGUUUUAAAUGAUCGGUCACAAGGAGGGUCGAGUAUUGAAGACGGACAACUAGAAUUGAUGGUUCAUAGGGCAAUUAGUACCAGUGACGCUUUCGGUCUGGAUGAACAAGAAUAUGACCAUGGAAUUGUGAUACGUGGAAAACACUAUCUAGUAGUGGGCCCCAGCAGCGGAAAUGGUGAAAAAUCGUUGGCGGCAAUUGAACGCGACGUUGUCCAAAGGAAGUUUCUGCAGCCGUGGGUUUUCGUUACAAACCAAGAUGUUUCAGACCAACUUGUAAAUCUCCAGUUCAGCAAUUUGAAAACAUCGCUGCCUGACAAUGUACAGCUUUUGACUUUGGAACCAUGGAAAGACAAUACAAUUCUGCUUCGUUUGGAGCACGUUCUGGAAAAAGACGACGAUCCUAAUUUAUCUGUGGACGUUACUGUCGACCUUUCUGAUUUGUUCGUCGCUUUUACUAUAAGCGAGCUAGCAGAAACAACAUUGGCGGGAAAUAUCCCCAUUGAUGAGUACGAACCGCUACACUGGCCAGGAAGCACCAAUGACACUCCGAAGGUCCGCCGCGAUGUCGGCGCCGAUCUACAAGUGACCCUGUCACCCAUGCAGAUUCGUACAUUUUUGGCAACGGUUACUUACAAUUAGUAAUAGUUGUAAAUGUAAAAUGUUUUAAAUAAAGGUAUUUUCUUUGA